Telopea speciosissima is the source of this 885-nucleotide messenger RNA. RefSeq lists its product as uncharacterized. Bases 1 to 885 code for a protein of 294 amino acids. Lineage: Eukaryota; Viridiplantae; Streptophyta; Magnoliopsida; Proteales; Proteaceae. The transcript has 2 exons. The record is from RefSeq and is a predicted model, not a curated record.
AUGGAUGAAGCCAACACUCAUAUCAUGGAACUUAAACUUGGACAAGAACGGAUUCAAGAUGAUGUGGCAUCUCUCCGUGAUGAUGUGAAAUCCGACUUUAACAAUAUGUAUCUGCGCCAAGACAAGCUUCUUCACUCUUUUCAAACUCUUGCUCUCAAUCUUGGACAUCUUGCUCUUGAUACACCAGGAGCAACUCCACAAGGAGUUCCACCAUCGUUCGUCGGUGCAUCCAGCUCUAUUUCACCUCUUCCACCCUUUGAUCCUCCGAGCAGUAUCAGACAGAAGAAGAUAGUAGCCAACUUGCUGGCCAUCAAACAGCAAAAGGAUGAGUUAAUCCGAGAUUUUAUCUCCAGGUUUAACAGGGAGUCGCUCGACAUACCCGAUCUGGAUGACUCGGUGGUGUUCAACGCACUGCAAAGUGGGAUAACCGACAUUGAGCUUAUCAAAUCCCUUAUAUUGAACAAGGCACAUAAUAUGACCAAACUGAUCAGUCAAUGUCAUCAAUUUGCCAACAUGGCAGAGAUCAUCGCAGCUCGAAACGAGGCAAGUGGAGUUCUAAAAAAGAAGCAGAUAGCAGAAAAAGAGAAGGAAGAGAAGAAGGUGGAGAAAAAAGAUGACAAGAAGCCCCGAACCGACAGGGUGCCUAGCCCCGAGUACACCCCGCUCAAUAUAAGGAGAUCUGAGAUACUGAUGCAGAUAGAAGGAAAGGGACUGUUGAACUGGCCUGGACCUAUGUUCUCAAAGCCCGAGGAUAGAAACCCUCGAAAAUACUACCGUUUUCACAGAGAUACAAGGCAUGACACGGAAGAUUGCAAGCAGUUAAAAAGAGAAAUAGAGAACCUCAUUUGGGAUGGGCAUUGGGCAUUUAUCCAAAUAUGUGGAUAG